AUGCGGUACCUAACAGUUGGCGAAGCCAUUGCUAAAAGUAACCAAACUUUCAAACAAAAUAGCACUUCAUAGCACCUGAGUUUCAAGUUUAAUGGGCUUUUGAUUCUAGGUUAUAUAUAUCCACACUGUUCAAUGAAUUCCUUGGUGUGAAUUGUUUACAUUGUUCCGCUAGAAGCGAAAUUAUUUUUUUGUACGCGUUGUCCAAUUUGUAAUUUCUUUAGAUCAAUUUAUACCAACUGAUUUAUACAGUUAAUAACUUUGUUUUUGGACUGAUAUAGAUUUGGAAUGAUUUUACUGUACAAAAUUAGGUUGUUUUAAGGAAGGUGAAAUUUUAAGGAUGAAUUUUUAAGCUUACAUGUAUCCAGAAUUAGCAGAGUUAUACACAAUCCUUGCCCAUAUACAAUGUGGUAUUUUGAAGUGAAAAUCUUAUUAUAUUUACAUGUUCAAAAUAACAUCGAAUAUUUUGAAGACACUAUCUUACUCCUGUACAUCACAUUGUCCCUUAUUAGUAUUCUUGACAGGACUAUCACUAUAUUUUUCUCACUGGCAUAGUACUUGGGCUGAGUUAAUCUUUUAUAAUGCAAAGAUCUCAUAUAAUAUUGUAUGGACCAAAUUCCAAAUGCAAGCACAAGAUCACUUAUUUGUUAUCUAGCUAGUUGCAUUGUUUUGAGAUACCUAUAGCAAGACAAAGGCAACAACAAAGGCAUUGUUUAAGGUUUCUCUCCUGUGUUAUCAUGCCUAUUCCUAUUCAAGGUAUUUUACAUGAAACAAAGGGCUUGUAUUAUUUGUUUGGAUUUGCUUCUAAAAAAGGAAAUGAUUAUUGUUUUGUUAUUCUCAUUUCAGGGAAACACUUAACUAUUUACCCCUUUGUGGGUGUUCUGAUGCUGAGUCAAGCUCCCUUUGCUCUUACAGACCCUGCCACAUGUGACACACACCAUACUAGUAUUAACAAUUACUGCUUCUCCAGUAGAGUCGGUGGAGUUUACAUUCUUCGAAUUUUUGUUGCUGUACUUAAAUAAAGCACUUUGUGGAAGAUGCAAAAGGGAUUGUUUUGCUUUAAUGAGUAUCUUAUUUGCUAGUGUAUCAGGUUUGCUAUCAUCAUCAUCACCGUCAUCAUCAUCUGAGUUGUCACUUCCAUCAUCAUCGUCGUCGUCAUCAUGAAUGUAAAAUAAUUUGACAAAUGCUCUUGAAACAACUCGUUCACUUUGUUGGCAUCAAUUCCUCCCCGGCAGUUAACAAUUGCACCCCCAGCAAUUCGGACAGGUACAACCCGGUGGACGUUUCUUGUUGUUGGCAUUGCCGGUAUAGAUUCUUGGUGAUCCACUACUCCAGUACACAUGUGAAGGCACUUGCUCAGCUGGCUCUGUUUGGGGUCUUUUAUAGACUGGACACAAUGAAAAUCAUCUAUAAUGAGCAGGAGGAAGUUGUUGUUCUGUUGGGGAGGAAAUUUUUAACUGGAUCAGUGUACAUCUAUGGACUGAUAAAUUAGAGUCAUUUUACUUAAACCGUGAAACAGGUAGAAGAAUACUACGCACUGUUAUGUAUUAAUUCCAUUGUCUUCUUUUGUUUACCUCUUGCUAUUUUGCACUGUUUGUUAAUAUCUGUUUCACGGUUCAAAUAACAUCACUCUAUUUUUGUUGUUUUUGUCUCCUUGUUACAAGGUCCUUGCGCCUUCUAUUUAGCCCCUGCUUCUUUACAUCCAGCCACCUCACCUUGUGUCAACUUAUUGUUUUGGCCAGGGUGUUGUGCAGUAGCAGAUGUUUAAUAAUGAAUUGUUUCAGUAUGUAAAUACAUGUACCUUUAUGGCACUCUCAACGAUCGCUUGUGUCUUGUGAAUGCUUUUUCCAGACAAUCCUUUUUUAUGAUUUAGCACACUUCUCGGGUGAGUGCUAAACCCCAGAAGUGAGCCAGCUGUCAAAGCAUCAUCACUGGCACCAUGAAAGGACAAGAAGUGCAACCCACAGUCUUGUUGUAAGGGAUUGUUUUUCUGUUGAAAACAAACAAGCAACACUUAUGUCUAUUACACACCAUAGUGUUUAAUUUAAUUUAAGUGUCUUCCUAAAGUAUGGUUCCUGCUAUUAUUAUUAUUAUUACUAUUAUUAUUAUUAUUAUUAUUAUUAUUAUUAUUAUUAUCAUUAUCAUUACCAUUAUCAUUAUUAGUAGUAUUAUUUAUUUUAUUUUUUAUUAUUAUUAUACACACUUGGUUUGUAAAGUAAGACAGCUGAUGAAGCAGUGCCACAACUCGCAGUCUCAGUAUUUCAUGUCUUUUCUUAGAAAGCUGUUGUUUUUCAUCAUUCUUGACUAGACACAAGGCACGGUCGAACAAUCCAGGGGUGCACUUGUUGGCAAAUUUUUCCAUGUCUGCAGGGUCGUAUAGCCGCUGCCCUCCAUCCUUGUAAUGUUUAGUGAGACACUUGUGGAACGUUUUGAACUGCUCAUCAAAUGUUGGCUCUGAAAAUUAAUAAAAAAAUAUUUCUAUUAAAGUCGUCUUUGUUUUGAAUGUGUGGAAAUUAAGAGUACGUCAAUACAAUACCUUCUAGCUUGUUGCAUCUUUCUUUUAAUGCUGCAUUUUCGCGCUGUAAUUUGGUGAUUUAUUGUUUUCCCUCUGCUAGCUCAUUAACACUCUGCAAAGGGGCGGUCUGAGAGGUUCCAUCCCUCCAAGUUAUUUUCUUUUCUGGGGUAGUACAUAGGACGGAAGUAGUACAUUUUGUCUACAAAUGUAUAGGGCAAAAUUUAAUGCAAAAUAUGAAUAUAUUCUAAAACAAAACUAAGAAUGUAUGAUCUGUUUCUGUACAUUUUGACUGUUGUUUGAGUGUAAAAGAAACAUACCUUUCUCGUAGCAGGGGGUUUGUAGAGAGCGUGGUUGGUAAAUAUGGGAGCUUCGUCCACGAGAUUUAGGUGGCCUGGGCAAAGAAAUGCGCCUCCUUGGUAGUUUUCAAGGUUUGUUGCCACGGUGAGAAUCCUCUGCGGACAUGGCAGUAAAUUGUUCCUUUGCGUGCAGGCAUUUUCACUCGGAAAACAGCACCUCCUUUGACUUUCCACUUGCAAUUUUUUUGCAUGACCAAAACAUAGCCAAACCGGCCUAGAGUAGCCACGUAAAACAGCCUCUUUUCCCGAAUAGUAAGUAGUGGCACCCCAACACUUUUCUGACACGCUUCUUAAUCUGGAGCCACGUUCACAAACAUUUUCCAUUGUUUAAUCAACUUUGGACGUUCUUUCAGCCGGAAACGCACGCAAAAAGACCGGAACUUGACAGUGGAGCGGUCGGUAACUAUUUUUGGACAUUUUUGAAGCUUUUUGAAGCGGGAGAAAACGAGCGCCGUCUCCAGUUUCAUUCAUAAUUUCCCGCGCAAAGCAUGAAGCCGGGAAGCUGGCGCCUACCAGUCAGUAAGUGGACACAAGCCGUAGGCGAAGAGUUUGAUGUUUACAAAUCUUUUCCUUUUUUUACUUGUCCAAGGAAAUAGAUUUUUGCGCUGCUAUCUACCUUCUAAGUGCAAGAGGAUCGAUCCUUUUAGAGGUAAGAUUGGCUGUACAUUUGUGGAAGCUUCUCACCGGCGAUUACGUUCGAGUGUUUUCACCGCGAGGGGGAUGCAAAAACCAAAAACUGCAAGCCACAGAAAAACGUACUGUUCGAUUUUUUUACGUAUUUCUUAUUUUGCUUCUUGGCUUUUAGCCUUUUGGUUGGUCGAAUUGUGAACCUUAAAUACUCCACCUGUUUCUUAUUUUUGCAAAUUGUUUAAGAGCUAUUGGUCGUAUAAUGUUUCUAUGAACUACACACUGUCCCGCGCAUUUUCAGCAAGCACCCUAAAGUGUAUUCCUAAUCUGAUUUCGCUACAACUCUUGACAUCGCCUGUCAAUGAGUUCUAGUUUGGGGAUAUCAGAUCAUAAUCACCGAACUAGUCAUGGUUAACUAUGUAUUUGGCUUCAAACUUUGCUCUUUUUUGUAGACUACUUGAUUCGUUGUAAGAUGGUCAGCGGAGAGCACAAACUGCCGCGAAAACGGCAACCAAUCAGCCGUUUUUCUGCCCUGCCAUUGACGGGCUAUAUCAAUAG
This is a messenger RNA of Porites lobata, 4053 nucleotides long. Lineage: Eukaryota; Metazoa; Cnidaria; Anthozoa; Scleractinia; Poritidae. The record is from the annotation of a GenBank genome assembly.